This is a messenger RNA of Aspergillus luchuensis, 1257 nucleotides long. RefSeq names its product esterase/lipase family protein. NCBI's taxonomy places the organism in Eukaryota, Fungi, Ascomycota, Eurotiomycetes, Eurotiales, Aspergillaceae. The record is from RefSeq and is a predicted model, not a curated record. Bases 1 to 1257 code for a protein of 418 amino acids. The transcript has 6 exons.
AUGAUCGACAUCCGCCGGGCUUUUAUGCAUGAUGGCUUGGACCUGUCUUUUUCGCCUGGUAGACCAGCAGGAUGCCCAAGGAAUGGGCGGGGCAGAGGAAAGGAAAGAGGGCAGGCAAUACCUAUAGCGAGAUUCAAGUUGAGUGCCUGGCUAUUCACGUAUCAUGCAGGCAGAUAUAAAGCCAUCCCAGGCUUCCUUCGGCACUCAAAAUAUGAAAUCAGAUCACUUACAUCCUCAGUGACUGGAGCUUCAAGCACUUACUCCGCCAUUCUCUGCAUAAAGCAGACACUCAUCAUGACUAUCUUCCGGAGCUCGGCAAAGGCCAGUGAGAGCGAACCUCAGUAUGGCAUUAAAGUGUUGUACGACUCCAACGAAGCGGAGGUAGAUAUCGUCUUUGUCCACGGUCUUGGCGGAAGUCGCGACGCAACCUGGACGAUCGACGAUGUGUGCUGGCCCCAAGCCCUUCUUCCGCAGGACUUACCCAAGACCCGUAUCAUGACUUUUGGAUAUGAUUCACGGGUGGUCAGCUUCACAUCCGCUUUAUCGCAGAACGGAAUUGUGGGAAAUGCUGAGGAUCUUUGUGCUCAGCUAUCGCGGUUCAGAGCCUCUUCGCCAGAGCGCCCGAUAAUUUUCGUAGCUCAUAGCUUGGGCGGCUUGGUCUGCGCACAGGCUGUCGUAGCAGGCAACCGCAGUUCCCCCUCCGACAAUACACAAAUUAUCAGCAAACACGUCCGAGGAAUAGUCUUCCUGGGAACCCCAUUCUGCGGUUCCGAAAUCGCAAACUGGGUGUCUCGUCUCAACAAAGUAGCGGAUUAUAUUUUCGAGAGCAACAAAGCAAAUAUCUCAGACCUGAAAAGCAAAUCAGACACACUGCAGCACCUGAUCGAAGAGUUUGCGAACGUUUUGCGAAAACGUGACAACUCCGACGACACUAUCCUGACCACCUUUUUCUAUGAGCAGUUGAAAACACAGGGAGUUAUGGUGGUUGACCGCAAUUCUGCCACUAUCCCCGGUCGCGGAGACAUGAUAUCCAUCCAAGCCGAUCAUAAGAACAUCUGCAAGUUCCGAUCGAGGGAGGAUGAUGAAGGAUACGGAUUGGUGCUUGGUGCACUGAGGAAGAUGAUGGUUGAGGUACCCGUGAAGCAGAAGUCGAGUAGCCCUGUCUUCAACUUCAACAAUGAUGGAGCUUCCAUCAUGAACCAGGCAGGCCAGCAGACUAUCAAUGGGGGAAUGAACUUUGGGUCGUUUGCACGGUAG